Molecule: messenger RNA, 1989 nt
Organism: Haliotis rufescens (red abalone)
Lineage: Eukaryota; Metazoa; Mollusca; Gastropoda; Lepetellida; Haliotidae
Product: G-protein coupled receptor Mth2-like
Exons: 1
Coding region: 272-1819 (515 amino acids)
Biological process (GO): G protein-coupled receptor signaling pathway; cell surface receptor signaling pathway
Cellular component (GO): membrane
Molecular function (GO): G protein-coupled receptor activity
Source: RefSeq, a predicted model, not a curated record
AGAAACUGAGGGUGCAACUGGUGGUUUUAGCAUUUUGUUUAAUUUCAAUGACAAGGAUGUCCGCUUCCAAACCAAAGAUGGUAAGCUUAUCUCACCUCGCCUUGAGUGUCAGUCAGAUGAGGUGUACGAUACUUAUGAGAAAAUAUGUCGUAAGAUUCGUUGUCAGGAAGGUAAAGAGGCUAUCAAUGGCACUUGUCUUAUCAGUGGAGUGGUGUUUGCUGACAGCCAAAACCAACUCUUCCCAAACGGCACAUUACAUUUCCUGGCUAGCAUGUAUGUUCUCACAGAACUCCCACUGCAGAUCAACAACGUAAUGACUCUGUUUGGUCUAAAAGAUUUGCAUGAAUUACAUGCACACAUUGAAAUACUUAAUGUUUCAUCACUACCUAGUGACAUUUCUUUUCACAGUGUAGAAUGGGAAUCUAGUCAGGAUUUGAAACAAAUGGUUAGGAUUUAUAUUGAAAAUGGUAGAUCCCUGGAACACUUGUUAUCAAUAAUGGCCCAAAAGAUCCUCAGAAAGUCGGAUCUUGUGAUCGUGGAUAUCAUUCUUCAGAAUUAUUAUUUAGAAAGUGACCUAUUAUGUUCAUAUGGGGAAGUUAUGCAAGUGAUGAACGUCACUUUAGAAACUUUAAAUGGGACACUCUACGCCACAGACUCAUAUAGAUAUUACACAUUAGAUUCUGUUGCAUUCGUACUUGGCUUGAAAAAUGAACCUCCCGACCUACAUAAGAUAUUUGUGUGUAGAAGUCCUCUAAAUUGUGAUCCAGCUGUUUACAAUCUAACCGAUUUCAUACAAGAGGAAGGGAAUCUUAGAAACUUACAUUCAGGUGUGAUUCUGACAAAUACUUCUUUCUUCAUAGUGGGAGAGGAAGUGCUGACUUGUCAUAACUUUACUCAGUCUGAACCUGAGAGACACUCACCAAUUUUCUUCAAAUACGAUCACAUACAGGGUAUUCUGACCUAUGUGACGUCUGGUGUUUCCCUGGUUAGCCUACUGAUCACACUGGUCGUGUAUUCACUGCUGCCUCAAUUGAGGAAUUUACCUGGUCGUCUAACCAUGUCUUUGUCUGCCUCCCUUCUGGUUGCCCAAACCCUUCUUCUCCUCAUUCAACUGCCCACUGGAGUCCUGUGUCAGGCACUUGCCAUCGCUAUGCACUUCUCUUGGCUCUGUUCCUUCAUGUGGAUGACAGUCAUGUCAGUAACACUGGCUCGUACAUUCACAAACAAGGGCGUCAACGCCUUGAACCAGAAUACGGCAAAGGCGCAUGGCUUCCUUAGCCUCUGUGCCAAUGGAAUCCCUCUGUGUAUUGUCACCACAUCGGCUCUUCUAGAUUUCAUGGAGGUUCCCAAUAUUUACAUUGGCUAUGGAGCACAUGGCAUAUGCUGGAUCGCUAAUCCUCGCGCGUCUCUCCUGGUGUUUGGUGUACCUCUGGCAUUGAUGCUACUUGUUAACAUUAUUGCCUUUACCAUGACGCUCUGUAAUAUAGAGAAAAGUCUGAAAUUGUCCCAAAAUAUCACAUCCUCAAAGAAGGACAAAGCCAAGGUGAUCAUCUAUGGCAAGUUAUUUGUCAUCAUGGGUGUGUCUUGGUGUUUCAGUUUUGGUGCAGCCUUUGCGGACGUCAGUAUUCUCUGGUACAUCUUCAUCAUCCUGAACGGCCUUCAGGGCUUCCACAUCUUUGUAAGCUUCGUCUGUACAGAUAGGGUUACGAGAUUACUCCGGGAGAAAUUGACAGGUUCUAGAGCAGAUAUUAGAACAACUUCAGCUGUGACAUCAAGCACUGAAAUCAAAUCACAAGAAGGUGAUAAAACCAGUAUCUGAUUAUAAACAUAAGCACAAAACUUUCACAGCACCAAAUCAAUGUCUCAAAGAGUCACCACAAUACUUUGAGUAUUCCAUACAAGUGGAAUUUAUACUAUAGGGAUUCUCAAAUUCUCAGAGAAAACUGUUAAAAUCAAAAGCAAAUGUCAUCUGAAGUUUACUGAGUAAAC